Solanum dulcamara is the source of this 4367-nucleotide messenger RNA. Its product is annotated as chromatin remodeling protein EBS-like. The coding region runs from base 269 to 955 and encodes 228 amino acids. The transcript is spliced from 5 exons. Gene Ontology annotation, molecular function: chromatin binding. Lineage: Eukaryota; Viridiplantae; Streptophyta; Magnoliopsida; Solanales; Solanaceae. The record is from RefSeq and is a predicted model, not a curated record.
GGCAUAUAGAAAAACAAAACCUCUUUCUUCUUCUCUGUCCUCCAUUAUGUACCCCCCAUUUUCCUGCAACUAGGGUUUCUGCUUCUCCUCACCAUUUCCAUUUCUUUGCGUGCGAUCUUCAUCUCUGUUGAGUUUUUAGAACUGGUUCAGUCGAAUUUCCUGAAACAAACAAAAGAAAAGGAAAAAAGUUUUAAGUUUUUUACUUUGUUACCCGUAUAAGUUUUCUUGAUUCUUGAUUCUUGACUCUUGGACCAGUGAGAAAGAAUUGAUGGCAAAGACUAAACCAGGGAAAAAGGACCUUGAUUCUUACUCUAUCAAGGGUACCAACAAAGUCGUACGAGUUGGUGAUUGUGUAUUGAUGAGACCAUCUGACUCUGAUAAGCCCCCCUACGUGGCAAAAGUAGAUAGAAUUGAGGUUGACCACCGUAACAAUGUAAAGGUACGAGUUCAGUGGUACUACCGCCCCGAGGAGUCUGUUGGUGGACGCAGACAGUUCCAUGGGGCUAAAGAACUCUUCUUGUCAGAUCACUAUGAUUUUCAGAGUGCACACACAAUCGAAGGGAAGUGCAUAGUGCACUCCUUCAAGAACUACACCAAGCUGGAGAAUGUGGGCCCUGAGGAUUACUUUUGUAGGUUCGACUACAAAGCUGCCACAGGAGGGUUUACUCCUGACCGUGUUGCUGUGUAUUGCAAGUGUGAAAUGCCCUAUAACCCAGACGAUCUCAUGGUACAAUGUGAAGGGUGUAAAGACUGGUUCCAUCCUAUCUGUAUGGGUAUGACCAUUGAAGAAGCAAAGAAAUUAGACCCUUUCUUGUGUUCUGACUGUUCAUCGGAAGAUGAUGCCAAGCGACCUUUGAACUCGUUUCAUGUUGAGCCAAAGCUGGUUGUUAGGAUCUUUUAUUUACGUCAAAAGAGAGUGGUGGGCUCGGUAAGAAGUGGAGAAUUGCAUGUUUAGUCAUGUGAUUUCUGAUCGUAUGUCAGGUUCCUUCACCCUAAAGGAAGGAGAAGGCUAGGACUGGGCAAAGGAUCUGCUUAGGUCAUGAUGAUACCUAAUGUAUCAGACUAAUGAUAAAAUCAAUGACUAAUGACCAAUCUAAGUUGAUAUUUAGUCAUUGGAUUGCUUGUAUUUUGAUAGUUUGUCUGUCACUUCCUAGUUGAAAGGAAUUCCAUAGUUGUAUCAUGUAUGGAUAAGAAGGAAAAUUAAUGUAAGGAAUAAGGGUGUUCAUGGUUCGGUUUGGUUUAGUUUUUAUUUAAACUAAUACAAAAUCAACUAUGUGGAUUUAUUAAAAUGCAUACCUAAUAGUCAGUUAUUUUUGUUUUGAUUUUGUCGGUUUUUGGACUCUCUUUUUCACACGAAAUUUAUUUCAUUCAAUCUACAAGAGGGAAUGACACAAUUUUUUAUAUGCAGGUAUAUGUUUAACCAGAAUCAAAUGAAUUAGUUAACUUAUUAACUUUUGGAAGAUCUAUAUUGAUAAAUUUCACUGUGAGAUAAACAGUUAUUCUUUUUCAUAAAUAAAAAAAUAAUGUUACAUCAAUAUAUGCUAUUGAACUUAGCUAAUCUUAAUGAUAGAAACAAUAAAUAAAUUGCUCCUAAGUAACUUUAAUAAUGAAUAAUGCAAAACUCAAGCAAGUACCAUGGACAUGUUUAUAAAACUUUUUGAGGCUAAAACUAUACUAAUUAUUUCUUUAAAAGUAAGUAUUUGUAUAUAUUUCAAGAAUAAAUUAAUACUUUUGUGUAUAUAUAUAAAGUCGGUUUGGUUAAGCUUUUUCCUUAGAUAUCAAAUGUUUAUUUUUUUCAAAUUGAAAAAAGCAAACCAGUCAAAUAUAUGUUGGUAAUGUUUGUUUGAUCUGAUUUUUUUGUUUGGUUUGGUCUUUUGGUUUUUCUCGAACACCCCUUUGAAGAAGAUGUUGACCUGAACGAAUCAGACUAACAUCUUCUUGGUUUGGGAAGAAAAGGGAAGGAAUAAAUAAGUAUUGUCCAACAAAUUUAUUGGGAUUCACACUCUAAAUAUCACUAGUUGAAUUAGCUGAAAACAUAACCAAACAUCCAAAAUGAAUAUUUUGAGGAAGAGAAUGUCGUUAAGUUUUCAACAAUAUUCCCUUGUGUUCUUGCCUAUGAAACAUCUGAUUGUGCAAUAUGAUUAUAUUUGAAUAGUUUCAUACUUUAGAUCAAUCUGAACAUUGCAAGUGGGGAAACUCAGUCACUCGCUUUUAGUAAUAAUGAAGGUUUGUUGCUUUUAUUGACAUGAUUGAUCAUUAGGUUAAAGUCUUUUCACAAACAUCGACAAUAGUUCCUCAGUCCCGUUUGCAUUGACAGUACUUCUUUAGUACCACUAUCUCCUUACCUUUUUGUGGUAGUGUUAGCGCAGUAUAAUCUUGAUUAUUAUGGCUGGGAUAAAUGAUGGUAGAGUGAGGUCAUGUCCUCGGGUGGGUUGGGUGCAAGAGGCAAAUGAGCCUCUAGGUUGAGAGUUGGGUCAUAGAACUUAGGGAGACGAGGAGGUUUGUAGAGUUAGUGAAGAUCCUUGGAAAGAAAAAGGUCAAUAUAGCCUCUAGAUGGGUGGGUACCAAGGCUCGAGAUGUAGAUGGGUAUAAACUGUGGUACUCGGGAGGAUUGGGGGGCAAGAAUGGAGUAGGUAUUAUGGUCAAAAAGGAACUCAAGGAAUUAGUGGUAGACUUGAAGAGGAUGAACAGUAUGUUGAUAGCGAUUAAGCUAGUUGUUGGUGGGCUUACUUUAAUUGUCGUUAGUGCAUACAUACCUCAAGCAGGCUUGUAUGAAGAGGUCAAACGAUGCUUUUAGAAAAUUUGGAUGAGGUUGUGCGUGGGAUUCCAAGCAUGAGAAGCUUUUUCUACGGGGGAGAUUUCAAUGGCCACAUCGGGAUGACUUCUAUGGGAUAUGACAAUUAGCAUGGAGGCUUCAGUUUUGGGGAUAGUAACAGAGGUGGUAUGUCCUUGUUGGAUUUUGUUUUUACCCAAAUUGAUUAACUACUCUUUAAAUAGCGUGAUAGGGGGUGAGGUUUAUGCACAAAUUGCAAAAGGUUAUCUUGAGUGAGAAUUUCAUGACUCAACAUAGGUUUUUGGUGAUGGACUUAGAGAUUAUGGGAAAGAGGAGAAAAAGGGUCAUGUAUGGUCAACAAAAGAUCAAGUAGGAUGCCUUGAUUAGGGGCAAAGCUUAGGAGUUGGGUGAGAAGUUGUUGGCAAUAGGGGCCUGGAUGAGUAGUGGGGAUAUAAGUAGCAUGUGGUCCGUGACUGCAACCUCCUUUAGGGAAGCAACUAGAGAGGUGUUAUUGGUCUCGAACAGUUACUUUGGUGAACACAAAGGGUUGUUAGGGGUCUUGAAGGGUUAUUAUGGUAACACAAAGGGGACCGGUGGUGGAAUGAAGAGAUCCAAGGAAAAGUGGAAGCCAAGAAAGUUGCAUAUGUGAAGCUAGUGGAGAGCAAAUAUUAAGAAGAGAAGAGGACGAACAAGGUUCAGUAUAAGAAGGCAAAGACUAUAACGUUUGGACGUCUAUAUGAAGGACUUGGAGAUAAAGACGAGGACAAGAUGGCCCGGUGUAAUUUUGGAAGAAUAGGGCAAGGCAGGGUUAGGUGGCUCACAAGAUUGUUUAAUGUCAAUCUUAAGACAAUUAGGAUGCUCGAGCACCCAAGGGUGUGACCUAGUUAUCAAUGAAGUGGUUGAGAAUUCUGAGUUCUCAGGUUCAUAACUCAAUGGAGACAAAGAAACACUAGGUUAUUCUUCCUAUCUAUUCUACCCUUGGUGGACAAAAUUAUCUAGUACAUGUUUGCUAGUGCGAGGUGGCAAGUAUCCCGUGGAAUUAGUCGAGGUGUGUGAAAGUUAACUUGGACACCACGUUCAUAAAAAAAUAGACGAGUAAGAUGCUCGAAGAAUGGAAGUGGAGUACAAUGAUCCCAUUGUACAAAAACAAGGAUGAUAUCUAUACCUGUAAUAAUUAUAGGAGUAUUAAGUUGUUAAGUCAUACUAUAGAAGUUCGGGAGUGAGUGGUGAAAGCAAGGGUAAGGAAGAGUUUCUAUUUUUGAGAACCAAUUUGGAUUCAUAUGGGGUGGUUGACUACAAAAGCCAUUUACCUUGUGAGGAGGUUGGUGGAGCAUUGUACAUAGAGGAAGAGGGACUUGCAUAAAUUGUUCAUAGACCUAGAAAAAGCAUACAAUAAAGUCUCACCGGAGGUUCUAUGGAGGUGUUUGGAGGCUAGAGGUGUCCCUAUAGCCUAUGCUAGGUGUUUAAGGACAUGUAUGAUAGUGCUAAGACUCGGGUCAAGACUGUGGAAUGUGACUUGGAACAUUUCCCAGUGAUGGGGUUGCACAGAUUAAAGAAGGGAAGUUAUAGAAUGGGGCAGUGAAGGCUCGCGAAG